Molecule: messenger RNA, 1893 nt
Organism: Gossypium raimondii (Peruvian cotton)
Lineage: Eukaryota; Viridiplantae; Streptophyta; Magnoliopsida; Malvales; Malvaceae
Product: potassium channel KAT3
Exons: 13
Coding region: 1-1893 (630 amino acids)
Biological process (GO): potassium ion transport; transmembrane transport
Cellular component (GO): membrane
Molecular function (GO): voltage-gated potassium channel activity
Source: RefSeq, a predicted model, not a curated record
AUGGCAGAAAAAGGGUCGUCAACUGCACCGUUACUUUUUCGGAGACGAUCGAGCAGUGAAAUGAAGAACAAGUCAGCCUCCGUUUCGAGUAGCCUAUUACCGGCAUUUGGAACCGUUGUUGAUGAUGGAGACCUGCACCUCAAGAGAAAUGUUAUUGCUCCUUAUGAUCGUAGGUACCGAUGGUGGCAAACGUUUUUGGUAGGGCUGGUGAUAUACUCGGCAUGGGCAUCUAUUUUGGAGUUAACUUUCGAUAAGGCAGCAAAUGGGGUGCUCUUGUUCAUUGAUUUGGUCGUUGAUUUCUUCUUCGCCAUUGAUAUCAUCUUAACUUUCUUCGUUGCUUAUUUCGAUACUUCAAAUUUUGUCCUCGUUGAUGAUCACUUGAAAAUUGCGUUCCGAUACGUGACAAGAUUCUGGUUAUUUAUGGAUGUAGCAUCUACAAUACCUUUUUCGUUAAUAAACAAAAUCCUUAUCGGUGAAUGGCAUACCGGCCAGGUCUUUGGCCUCCUCAACUUGCUUCGUCUUUGGCGUCUCCACCGUGUUGGUGAACUUUUCAAAAGGUUAGAAAAGGACAUUCGCUUUAGCUACUUCUGGACAAGGCUUCUUAAACUAAUAUGUGUUACCUUAUUUGCAGUGCACUCAGCUGGUUGCUUCUAUUACUGGCUCGCUGCACGCCACAAACCAUCAGAACAUACAUGGAUUGGAAGAUUGAUUGGAGAUUUUAAGCAAAAAGGUGUCUGGCAUGGUUACACCUGUUCCAUUUACUGGUCAAUCGUCACUCUCACCUCAGUCGGCUAUGGAGAGUUUUAUUCAAUGAAUGAAGGAGAGAAGAUAUUUAACUCUAUCUAUAUGCUAUUCAACAUGGGCCUCAUUGCCUACAUAAUUGGUAACAUAACAAAUCUCGUUGUCCAAUCUGUGGUCAAAACCUUUGCCAUGAGAGAUAGCAUCAAUGAGGUAAUGCGUUAUGCAAUCAAGAACCAACUCCCGGAAGGGAUGAGAGAACAAAUGUUGGCACACAUGCAACUCAAGUUCAAUACAGCUGAGUUACAGCAAGAAGAAGUGCUAAAAGACCUGCCCAAGGCAAUAAGAUCCAGCAUUGCCCAACACCUAUUCUGGAAAACCGUAGAAAAGACCUACCUAUUCCAAGGAGUCUCCGACGACUUUCUUUCUCAAUUGGUAUCAGAGAUGAAAGCAGAAUACUUUCCUCCAAGGAUUGAAAUUAUUUUACAAAAUGAGAUACCCACAGACUUCUACAUUCUGGUAUCAGGAGCAGUGGAUAUGGUCACAUACAAGAAUGGGACGGAGCAGUUUUUGUCAAAUCUAGAAUCUGCAGAUAUGGCAGGAGAAAUUGGAGUAAUUUUCAAUAUUCCCCAACCUUUCACAGUGAGAACUAAAAGGCUCUCUCAAGUUAUCCGAAUAAGUCAUCACCAGUUCAAACAAAUGGUGCAAUCAGAGAGUGGAGAUGGAAAGAUAAUUAUUGCUAACUUCAUGGAGUACUUGAGAGGCUUAGAAAAAGACAUGCUACAGGAACUACCUUUCCUAACAGAAUUGCUGGCAGACCAGAAUGUACAGCCUACCUCACAAAAUGAGGAGAAACAAAACAGAGAAACAAUGGAUUCCACGUAUGGAAAUCCUACAGGAACAUCAAACACUUCCGAUCCUUCACUAAGUGCAGGUACCAUCCGGGUGAUAAUAUAUGGGUAUCAUCCAUCCAAGAAAACAAUGUCUGGUGACAGAUUCGGGAAGCUUAUAUAUUUGCCUAACUCAAUCGCAGACCUGUUCAAUCUAGCAGAAAAGAAACUUGGAAAGAGAGGGAGCACUAUUCUUAUGGCAGAUGGCUCAGAAGUUGAAGAUCUUAGUGCUCUAAGAGAGAAUGAUCAUUUAUUCAUCGUUUAA